Messenger RNA from Dermacentor silvarum, 843 nucleotides. RefSeq lists its product as uncharacterized. NCBI's taxonomy places the organism in Eukaryota, Metazoa, Arthropoda, Arachnida, Ixodida, Ixodidae. The record is from RefSeq and is a predicted model, not a curated record. The coding region runs from base 36 to 740 and encodes 234 amino acids. The transcript is spliced from 10 exons.
ACAAUCGGCCCUGCCUUCGGCGCACACCAAGCGAGAUGUCAACGAUGACCUACAUGUGCGUUCUGGCUGGUCUUCUAUGCCAGGCAUCAACGACGUGGGGAGCUGCAGCUCCGGCGACUGACUGCAUUAACGUAUCGAUCGGCGAUAUGCUGGGUAUUCGUGAGUGUAUAGGUACUUCUCCGAACUUCUGCGGCAGUACCACCGCAAACGGACUGACCCAGGCUGCAAUGAAGAUAAUCGACUGCGCUAUUCAAGGGAUCAUAAAGCAUGGCCGUCAUGAUGUCAUCGCCAGUGCUCUGCCACCUAUGAUGCUGCUGUUCUCAGGCAACGGCGUUCCUGCCGCCUUCACUCUUCCCCAAAUGGGCGACCUGGCCAACAUGAACCUUUGCGGUCCCAACGGGUGCGAGAUCGAGAACCAUUUCUGUAACGGCACCAUCACUAUUGGUCUGCCAUCCAGUGGUAACCUCGAGAAGUGCUUCGGAAACAUAACGAUGGGUUGCGAGCCUGGGUCAUCGACCACAGUUGACGUAGGUCAAUCUCUGUUCCAGGCUGUUAUCUGUAUCCUUUACGAGCUGCCGGGCAGCCCCGUCGCGGAGCUGCACAGAAUUGCCGGCUGUGCGCUGGUCAACGCUUUGAAGGUCGCCGAGAUGACCAACCCUGAUCUCCGGAUGGUGUACUUUGCAUUUGAAUCGGCCGUCAGAGCCACGCUUGACCUUCAACAUUGUCCCAUGAUUGGUUGAAGGACAAAAUGAUCCUUGAGCGGACCAGGAAGUAUCCGACAAGCUCACGGCUGUGGCCACAACAAUCGAACACACAAGAAGAAAUAGUUUCGCCCAGUAUUCA